Molecule: messenger RNA, 3093 nt
Organism: Aedes aegypti (yellow fever mosquito)
Lineage: Eukaryota; Metazoa; Arthropoda; Insecta; Diptera; Culicidae
Gene: DIP-beta
Product: MAM domain-containing glycosylphosphatidylinositol anchor protein 1
Exons: 13
Coding region: 404-2284 (626 amino acids)
Cellular component (GO): neuron projection
Source: RefSeq, a predicted model, not a curated record
UGUUUGUGAUUUUUGCCAUUCGAAGUGGCGCUGCGCUCCGGAAACAAUACUGCUGGAUAUUGGUGUCAAUGUGCGAAUUCCUGAGAACAUUACUGGCUUUCCCCGUUCAUCUUGUGAAGGAUUCAUCGUGGAAUAUAAUAUCGUGCCAAGCUUCGAAAAGGCAACUUCGUGCGAAAGGAUCUGCUGGAUUUUUUUUUUUUGCGCUGCCUCGACAAACCGGAGGGGAGAAUUCAAAAAUGGCAACACUCACUCCAACCUUUUAGAGGACUAGGAAACAGGCAGUCCGGAGCUUCAGCUAUGUCAACAUAAAAAUAUUGCAUUCCACAUUCCUUUGCCGCGCUCUACAAACUAAACUGGUUCGGCCGGGAAAGCAAAAAUGUAAAAUAAUGCAAAAACAGUCAAGAUGACGAUAAAACUUCACGAGUGCAAACAUAAACAUCAUCAUAAACAUCAUCGCGGCAGUGACGGAAGCGGUCGUAGAACUAAUUCCAUUCGCGACAAAGUGAAUAACGUUUCCGGCGAAGUGUUGAACGUGGCACCGGAAGAUGUCGGGAAUAGUGCAAAUUGUCGAAAUGGCGAGUUAGCAGAAUGUGACUAUUCUCGAGUUCAAAGCGAUGACACUGAUGAAUGUCAGUCGGGUUCGCCCGGCUACCGCCAGAAUGUGAACUCGUACUGCUCAGUGGAAACGGUCGGGGCAGACCACCACCGUAGCGCCACAAACGUGGACAAUGACCAUCAUCAUCGGGAUCGGUCACAGCUUCAGCAAUGGUACAAUCUCGACCAGUACGACAACAUCCGAUCUAGCCAUCCGAAUAGUUUUAGUUUUAAUUUUUUCAAUCACACAUUUCUGCGGAAUAUAUCCGUACUGUAUAUAGCGUUAGUGUUAGUAGUAACAAAUGCGGUGGCAGCAUUCGAGCCCGAUUUUGUAUACCCACUGGAAAACGUUACGAUAGCAAAAGGACGUGACGCGACGUUCACGUGUGUCGUGAACAACCUCGGUGGUUAUAGGGUGAGUGGGGAUUCGGCUCCUGCUAGGGUUGCAUGGAUCAAAGCGGACGCAAAGGCGAUCCUUGCCAUACACGAACACGUGAUCACCAACAAUGGGCGAUUGUCGGUUACGCACAACGACUACAAUACCUGGACCCUGGUGAUACGAAACGUCAAAAUGGAGGACCGAGGAGUGUACAUGUGCCAGGUCAACACCGACCCGAUGAAAAUGCAGACUGCAUUUCUGGAAGUGGUGAUCCCACCGGACAUCGUCUACGAGGAAACUUCGGGCGACAUGAUGGUCCCGGAAGGUGGCUCUGCCAAAUUGGUCUGCAAGGCUCGGGGCUACCCGAAACCGAAGAUCACCUGGCGCCGAGAGGACGGCCGGGAAAUAAUCGCACGUAAUGGCACCCACGGGAAGAUGAAAGCUACCGUUGUGGAAGGUGAGAUGCUAUCACUUACCAAGGUGACACGCUCGGAGAUGGGUGCGUACAUGUGCAUCGCGUCCAACGGUGUUCCUCCGUCGGUGAGCAAACGGAUGAAGCUUCAAGUACAUUUUCAUCCACUAAUACAAGUGCCGAAUCAACUAGUGGGCGCUCCACUAGGAACCGAUGUCACACUCAUCUGUAACGUAGAAGCGUCCCCAAAGGCAAUCAACUACUGGCAGCGAGAAAUUGGCGAGAUGAUAAUCUCCAACGAGCGCUACUCGAUGACAGAAAACGAAAGCUCGAUGUACGCGGUGCAGAUGACGCUUGUGAUCCAGAAGCUACACAAGGCCGAUAUGGGCGGUUACAAGUGCAUUUCGAAGAACAGCAUCGGGGACGCCGAAGGGACAAUACGGUUGUACGAAAUGGAGCUCCAGAAAAAGACAAAAUCAGCACAUAGACUGAACAGUGUCGAAGAUACCUCUGUAAAUGAUGAAAUCAACUCAACGCCCAACAUUGACCAACCCGAGGAGAAUAAUAAAAUCCACAAAAACGGCCGCCUGUACAAGGGUUUGCAGAGCAGCGAGCACAACGUGAUGAGCUCGGGAGCAGUCGGCAGCAGAAGCAGUAGUAGUCAUCAACUCUUCCAUCCGUUCCAUCUGCACCAUCGGCCCCAUCAAUCAUCCGGCGGAUGGUCCGCCGGGGCAAAGCUGUUAAUUGUCCUGCUGGUGCACCUACGCCAACUGCUGAUCCGGCUACUAAAGCUGGCAUUCCGUAUGGUGCAGACUGGCUCUAGAUGCUGCUGCAGGAGGAUAAUCUUCCGAAGUUGGACGGACGAUUCGCCCUCGUUUCUGUUAUACUCGUCGUUGUGAUUUUUGCUGUUACUUCUGCUAGGUGUGCAUUUGAGCGUUGAAUAAAGGCUGCUAGUUAUUGGAAUAAUGUGGAUAAUGUAAGCAAGUUCUUCCUUCAAUCACCUUGAAAUAAGUAUCAUUGACAAGUUGACAGGUAUCGAACAAAGUGGUAAAAAAGCUGAACGAUAAAUCCAUUCCCUCACUAUCCUCGAUCGCACCGGCAACUGUCACCCAUAAACUCUUUCGCUGAUUGCUUCUUCGUACGGAAUGUGACACCCAGAUUAUUAGAGUACAGAGUGAAGUGCACCCCAUUUGUCUCGGUAUAUUUUAAGGAGUAAGUGCCAAAAUGAUACUGAAUAAGGCGACAGAUAAAAGGAAAUGCAGACGAAAAGGUGAGCCAAUAAAAAAAUACCUCAUCUGGCAAUCAGAUGAGCAAAUCUUAAAGUCAUACACACACGAGCAUAAAAGAAGCUAUAUUCAUAUUCAUAACCGAUGCAAAGUCGGAAACAAUAUAUGCGUUAUUUCAAAUGCAAAAAUAUGGAACAGAAUGAAAAAAUAAAAGUUUUUAUGACGGUAAAAAUGUGGCGCUUAUUGUUACGUCGUGGAAGGAUAGCAUUCAUGAUUGUGGUAAGGUAUCUCGUCUGAAGGAAACCAAAAAGGACGAAAAACACACUACGCUAUAUACAUAACGGUAGAUAAAACAAUAUUCAUAAAACACGAUCACUUUAGCCAAUUAACUGACGAUACAGCCACAUGGAUGCAAAGAAAAGAAACACUAUAAGAAACAUUUCAUGAACUCACACGAGCAUUAGCGACAAAUAUGGUGCAAA